AUUAGGCUGUCUGUUGCUUGAUGGUAUAAAUCAUAGUCACAAGAGCUUGCAUCCACUACUGCUAUUUUUAAAACCAAUUUAAUCAUGAAAGGAUAUUUUUUGAUUACCUGUGCGAUGUUGUCUUUGUUUUGGUGCUCAGGGCACACGCUUGAGUGUUUUAGAUGUGAUCUUGGAUUCUGGAAUCUGUGCUAUACUACGAAGACAAACUGCAGUGAUGAUGAGAUGUGUUAUGUAGGGAUUGGUAAAGCAGCCGGAGUCUUGGAUAUAAAGGUGAUGGGUUGUCUUGUGACUGAGGAGUGCAACAGGACGACAGUUGUUGAGUUUCUGUCCAAUAAGUCUUUAUACAGCAUGAAGAAGAGCUGCUGUGAUGAUGACUUUUGCAACGCAGGCUCAGCACUCCAAUUUUCCCUCGCUUCUCUUUCGCUUACCGUACUUAUAAUUGCUCAGAUGAUUGGUUUAUUUUGAUGUGUAUAUUUACGUCAAUACCCCAAUUUUAAUAUGCUACAUGGGUUAACUAAUGCUACGUUUGUUUUGUCCACUUAUUGUUCAUUUAUAUUGUUCAUCACUUAAUCACUGGAGCUUUGCUUUUUUCUAGCUAGAUGACUUUUGUAUUAGUUCAGAGGGUUAGAUGUUACGGUGGUACAUUUAGCCCAUAAUUCAAAAGUACAUCUAAAGUUUAAGCUGUAGUCGUCCCAUUUGGGUCUGUGUUCAAUAAAUCAAAUAAAUUAUUGUGAAAUUUAAAA
Triplophysa rosa is the source of this 743-nucleotide messenger RNA. RefSeq names its product sperm acrosome membrane-associated protein 4-like. Lineage: Eukaryota; Metazoa; Chordata; Actinopteri; Cypriniformes; Nemacheilidae. Bases 85 to 465 code for a protein of 126 amino acids. The transcript is spliced from 3 exons. The record is from RefSeq and is a predicted model, not a curated record.